GAGACCGCGCGGGAGCCCGCCCCCGCGCCCCGCUGAUUGGCCGCGCCGGCCCUCUCGUCACGCUCUUUUGUCUCAGUGGGCAGAGGAUAAAAGCCGCGGCGGCUGCCGUGGGAACCGCGCUGUCUGGACUCGGCUACCCCUCGCUGGGAGGCCGUGCGGAGCCGCUCCGCGGGCAGCUCCCGGUCGCUGGGCGGCCGAGGCCGUGCCCGUCCCUUCUCCCCUGCAGGGCCGCGGAGACCGGAAGGCGGCGUCCACCGCGGGCAAGGCCCGAGCGCAGGUAAAGAAAGGGGGCGCGAUCGGCCCGGCGCCGAGAGAGGAGGGGAAGCCCCACCAGUCCUGGGCGGCUCCCCGCUUGGGGAAUCGAGGACUGCGAAGGUCAGGAGCACUCCCGUGGCCCGGCGGCGCUCAGGGAGGAAGUGGGGUGCCCCUGGAUGCUGCCUAAUGGGCCAUCAGAGCCGAAUCCGAACUUGAAUUCUGCGCGGCCGAUUGCAGAGCUGUCUGGACGCCCCGAGGUCCCGGAUCGGCGACCCCCGGUGGACAGAGAUCGGCCCGAGCCCGGAGACGAGCUUUCCCACGGAGGCCCCCGGCUGCAGAAGCUGGAAGCGGAAUAAAGGCGCGCGCGCCUGUUCCUGCGCUCCCUCCCUACUGAGACAGGAGGAAGGCGGAGUGCCCCAGCGCGCCCGCAGAUUAGGCAUUUCCACGGAGCCUGAGCGUCUUGUUAUACUCGGAUCCCCACCCCCCCACCCCCACCCCAUCGUCGUCAGUCAUGGCUAGCAUCAUUGCGCGCAUGGGUAAUAGCCGGCGGCAGAACGCACCGUUGCCGCCCUGGGCCCAUUCUAUGCUGAGGUCCCUGGGGAGAAGUCUCGGUCCUUUAAUGGCCACCAUGGCCGAGAGAAACAUGAAGGUGUUCUCGGGGAGGGUGGUGCCAGCCCAGGGGGAAGAAACCUUCGAAAACUGGCUGAUCCAAGUCAAUGGGGCCCUACCCGAUUGGAAUAUGUCUGAGGAGGAAAAGCUCAAGCGCUUGCUCAAAACCCUGCGAGGCCCCGCCAGGGAGGUCAUGCUUUUGCUCCAGGCGGCCAACCCCAACCUAAGCGUGGCUGAUUUCUUGCGCGCCAUGAAAUUGGUGUUUGGGGAGUCUGAGAGCAGUGCGUCCGCUCACGGUAAAUUUUUUAACACCCUGCAGGCACAGGGGGAGAAAGCCUCCCUUUAUGUGAUCCGUUUAGAGGUGCAGCUCCAGAACGCUAUUCAGGCAGGGAUCAUAGCUCAGAAAGAUGCCAACCAGAGUCGCCUGCACCAGCUCCUUAUAGGGGCCGAGCUGAACGGGGACCUGCGCUUUAGGCUGAAGCAUCUUCUUAGGACGUACGCAAAUGAGCAGGAGCGACUCCCCAGUUUCCUAGAGUUAAUCAAAAUGGUAAGAGAGGAAGAGGAUUGGGACGACACUUUCAUUAAGCAGAAACGGCCCAAAAGAUCUGAGCCCGUGGUGGAGAGGGCCACCAGUCCAGUGGCCUCCCAGGGCUCCCCCCCGAUAGUGGUGGACGGUGCUGACUGCAACGUCAUAGAGAUAGACGACGCCCUCGAGGACUCCGACGAGGAUGUGAUCCUGGUGGAGUCUCCGGACCCUCCACUGCACUUUUCGGCGUCUCCUCUCCCCAGACGCAGGCCCAGACCUCGGGACCGAGUGCUAGUCAUUGACUCCCCCAGCAGUUCCCGGGCUCAGUCUCCUUCCACCAGUGGGGGUUCGGGGUAUAAGAAUGAUGAUCCUGGGAAUCUGCGUAGAGCCAGGAAGCGAAAACACGCGAUCCGCUGUUCAUACUGCGGUGAGGAGGGCCACUCGAAGGAGACCUGUGACAAUGAGAGCAACAGGGCCCAGGUGUUUGAGAAUCUGAUCAUCACCCUGCAGGAGCUGACCCAUACGGAGGAGGAGGGGCCGCGAGAGGCCCCUGGCAAACAAGAUGACCCUUCCGAGCCGCAGUGAGGUGGUAGCCCCCGGCCUUAAGUGAACCCUUAACCCAAACUCCGAGUCCGGCAAUGGGACGACUAGGGAGGGGCGCUUCUAAUUGCAUGAAUCCACCAAGCAGCUUUCUUUGCGGAGCGGAGCAGAAAGGGUCUUGGAUACCAGCUCAGUGGAGGGAGACGGCCUGACCUCUGCCCUUGCUUCCCCACUCCCUCUCUGCUGCCUAAGGGUCUGUUUUCUUUGUGUGCCUAUUUCUUUGAUGGCUUUAUUCUCUUUGUGAAAGUGGCAUAAUGCAUCGUUAAACCUCCAAACAAUAAAGAAAAGUACAAAAAAGUCAAAGCACCAGUUACCCCAAACUCUCCACCCUGAUCUAACCAUUGUCAACCCUUUGACGAAUGUCCUUCUAGAUAUUUCCCUCUACCUAUGUACCCAGAUAUAUGUGCAGAUAAAAGUGAUCAAAUAUAAGUGCCGUUCGAUAGUCUGUAUUUUUUCACCAAACAAUGUAUGUCGUGGGCUUCUUUCUAUGUCAAUAAAUAUAUAUCAGCAUCUAU
Zalophus californianus (California sea lion) is the source of this 2505-nucleotide messenger RNA. It is a transcript of the gene ZCCHC12, whose product is annotated as zinc finger CCHC-type containing 12. Gene Ontology annotation, cellular component: nucleus. The coding region runs from base 767 to 1975 and encodes 402 amino acids. The transcript is spliced from 4 exons. NCBI's taxonomy places the organism in Eukaryota, Metazoa, Chordata, Mammalia, Carnivora, Otariidae. The record is from RefSeq and is a predicted model, not a curated record.